UCUUGGGGCACUAUUGUACCUUAUGGCCCGAACAAAGAAUACAGGGCCCGUGUUUCCACCCCCUGGCUCUACUUCUCCGAAAAGGACCGGAGAAGGUCCUAGCUCCCAGGAUAGGGAGGAGCGGAGGACAAAGGCAAGACAUGAUGCUGAAAGGUAG
Messenger RNA from Ilex paraguariensis (yerba mate), 157 nucleotides. Lineage: Eukaryota; Viridiplantae; Streptophyta; Magnoliopsida; Aquifoliales; Aquifoliaceae. The record is from the annotation of a GenBank genome assembly.